AUGGCCGAGCAGCUUAUUCUCAAGGGCACCCUCGAGGGCCACAAUGGUUGGGUUACCAGCCUGGCUACCUCCAUGGAGAACCCCAACAUGCUCCUGUCCGCCAGCCGCGACAAGACGCUGAUCAUCUGGAACCUGACCCGCGACGAGACGCAAUAUGGCUACCCUAAGCGUUCCCUGCGCGGCCACUCUCACAUCGUUUCGGACUGUGUCAUCUCGUCUGACGGUGCUUACGCCUUGUCUGCCUCUUGGGACAAGACUCUGCGUCUCUGGGAGCUUGCCUCCGGCACCACCACCCGCCGCUUUGUCGGCCACACCAACGACGUUCUGUCUGUCUCCUUCUCGGCCGACAACCGCCAGAUCGUCUCCGGUUCCCGUGACCGCACCAUCAAGCUGUGGAACACCCUUGGAGACUGCAAGUACACCAUUGCCGACAAGGGCCACACAGAGUGGGUUUCCUGCGUCCGUUUCAGUCCUAACCCCCAGAACCCUGUCAUCGUCUCCAGCGGUUGGGACAAGUUGGUCAAGGUUUGGGAGCUCUCUAGCUGCAAGCUCCAGACUGACCACAUUGGCCACACUGGCUACAUCAACACUGUCACCAUCUCUCCCGAUGGUUCUCUGUGCGCCUCCGGUGGCAAGGAUGGAACCACCAUGCUGUGGGACCUUAACGAGUCCAAGCACUUGUACUCCCUGAACGCCAACGACGAGAUUCACGCUCUUGUCUUUUCCCCCAACCGCUACUGGCUCUGCGCUGCUACGUCCAGCAGCAUCAUUAUCUUUGACCUCGAGAAGAAGAGCAAGGUCGACGAGCUCAAGCCCGAGCCCACUGCUGUCGGCCGCAAGUCCCGCGAGCCCGAGUGUGUCAGCCUGGCCUGGUCCGCCGACGGCCAGACCCUGUUCGCUGGCUACACUGACAACCUCAUCCGUGCUUGGGGUGUUAUGUCGCGUGCUUAA
This is a messenger RNA of Geosmithia morbida, 951 nucleotides long. Its product is annotated as guanine nucleotide-binding protein subunit beta-2-like 1 protein. Gene Ontology annotation, biological process: rescue of stalled cytosolic ribosome; positive regulation of protein phosphorylation. Gene Ontology annotation, molecular function: protein kinase C binding; ribosome binding; translation regulator activity. The record is from RefSeq and is a predicted model, not a curated record. NCBI's taxonomy places the organism in Eukaryota, Fungi, Ascomycota, Sordariomycetes, Hypocreales, Bionectriaceae. Gene Ontology annotation, cellular component: nucleus; cytosol. The transcript has 5 exons. Bases 1 to 951 code for a protein of 316 amino acids.